Fibroporia radiculosa is the source of this 357-nucleotide messenger RNA. RefSeq lists its product as uncharacterized. The transcript has 2 exons. The coding region runs from base 1 to 357 and encodes 118 amino acids. The record is from RefSeq and is a predicted model, not a curated record. Lineage: Eukaryota; Fungi; Basidiomycota; Agaricomycetes; Polyporales; Fibroporiaceae.
AUGGAUGUUGUGCGGCGUGUGCGUGUGUGGGUUUUGGUUUUGGUUUUGGUUGGCGUCGUGGUUGUGGUCGUGAUCGUGAUCGUGAUCGUCGUCGUCGUCGUCGUGGGCGAGUGUGGUUCUGCGGGUGCGUGGGAGCAGGAUGCAGAGGUAGAGUGCGGUGGUGGUGGUGGUGGUGUGCCGGCCAGUGAGCGGGCUUUGACCCCUACUUACACAUCAUGGCUCGAGCUGCCCCGCGAGAUCGUGGGUUGCCGUGGGCUGUGCGUUCUCUCUGCGCCAAGGACUGUAAGUCGAGGCGAUCGAGCGAUGCGCGUCACUGCGCGCAACAUUCGCGAUUCUGCCAAAGAGUCGGACAUGUAG